CGAGAGCAGACAAACCCAUCAAAAGUUUGCACGGACCUUCGAGUCAUGCGAACAAUGAGGACUGCAAGCCAUUUCCUUUCAGCUUUUCAAGGGUUGGUGGGCUUGGUUGGUUGUCCCAAUUGUUUUCUCCAUUCAUUGAGUUACCGAACCGGAUAAACCUGCAGCAGAGAGACUCUUGUUGUCUCUAUUCUCAAAACUCGGCCAUUGAGUGUCAAGGAUGGCGUUGAGCUUCUUUGCUUUUUCCAAGACCAAGACUACAUACGUAACCCAGUAAAGCAUCGUGGCCACCCUCCAGAACUGCAGCCUCAUUUCGAGUCUCCCUAGUCGAGGUACAGGAUGGUACUGUACCUACAUACAAACGGUAAAUCCGCCGCCCGUCAACGGUGCAUCCGACGAACUUCGGGGUUUCUUCACCAUCGCUGCAAGUGGCAUUUCGUGUCCCUCCUAGCCUUGAGCUUUUGUGUGAUGGGGUUGGAAUAUACCUUGCAAAGAACCUUGUCUCAGGUGCAUAAGCCUCCGUGACGAGGUACUUGAGGAUGACGAUCUUUUUUCGACAACAACAUUGUCUCUCGAGUAUAUCGUUGACGAUAUCAUUUGGGGUCCAGGGAGUUCAGGAACAGCUCAAAGCCAAGUCAAAAGACCAGGACUGGACUCAAACAAUAGUCGAGCACUAAACUAACAAAUCUUUCAGCUGUGACGUCGAGUGUGGACAACCUCUGCUUGUUAAACAGCAAACAUUCAUCGCAAACCAACCAACCAACCUUGACUCGUCAAGCCCCCGGUUAAGCCCAGAGGAGAAUCUCAUUUUUCAUUUUUCAUUUUUCACUCCCUGUUUUUGUCGAGCCUCACAUACAGAUACAGAGACAACACUGUUGAGUUCCCCAUUCCCGGAUGCGCGUUGCUCCGGGGCUAUGUCCCUAGACUGGAUUCGUGCACAACCCUGGCUCACAGUUGACAGCCAUCUCUUGGUCUUUUUUCAUAUAUCUCUGUGCUGCCCGCACUUGUUCAUCUCAGCAGCAACAACUCAGUUUAUUCUCAUUCUUCAUUCUCCUCAGUGCUCUUAGGCACCAUAGAGAGAAAUCUAUAACUGCUAGGUAUCUCAGUGCCCAAGCAUCUCUUUACUUGACCAAAGUACUCUCCAACUUUGUCCAUCAUCGUCAACCUCGGUUUCUCCCUCAGAGAUUCGUGAUCUGUAUCACCAGAUCAGCAAUUGCCUCAUCUUGAGCAACUCCCAAACAUUGUACUUCUAUUCUAGUCCCUAUCUAGUCCCUAAAACCCAUAUCUGUCAGGGCCUCGGACUUGAUUACCGCGUCCGUGCCCUGUCGUCCAAGAUAUCUUCCACUACCCGCCUCUAGAUCCACUCUGGCAGUUGACGCCAAAAGACACUAUCUCAAGUUAGCGAGUUAGACCUAUCGAUGGUGGGAGACCUUCAACCCACUUACAUCACUUCUUCUGUUCCUCGACUCUGAUUUAUACGCUGUUGAGUCCCUUCGUGCACUCGCUUAAACUCUGAUCUCGAACGAUCAUCCAAUAUUCGCCUCUCCAGUGACUAUCGAUUGGUAUUAGCCAACGUUCACUGGACACGCCCUGCCUGCAUACUGCUAUCUCUCGCUUUCAACUAGAACUUUACUAUCAGGCCAAUUCGUUGCGGAGCUCGCUGCUCUUGCACCGUCAUCUCCAUGGAGCAUACUUUCUUGACUAUACAUAAUUUACAUCCGGACGCUAAUAUCCUUUACGCGUCUGAUUCCAUCUUUGAAAUUCUUGGAUACUCUCCACAGGACGUCAUCAAUAAGUCUGCUUUCGAGUUCUUUCAUCCGGAUGAAAUUCCAUAUGCGCGAUCCGUCCAUAGUCGCGGUGUCUUGCUGGACAAGGCUGCCGUCCUGCACUAUGCACGUCUUCGCUCUCGUGAUGGUCGUUGGGUAAGCAGUGAAUGCUGCUUCUCAAUCGUCCACGAUAUUAUUUUUGCUUGUAUAAGUAUCUACCGGCGUGAUGCCAAGAGUGAGAGUAUGUUCACCGCAGUUACCUUGCCCAUUUGAUAUACCCUUUUGCAUAUAUUAAUUUAAUGUAGGACGUGCUCUGGACGCACCACAAGUCCGGCGUCUCUUCUCACGCUCCCCUCGAGACCCACGAUAUCACAUGUUACAACAUCUGUCCCCCAAGUUCAGGUUGCCACCUGUAGAGCGUGAACCCCGAGCUGCUCUUAUCCUUAAUCGGUUUACUAGAACAUUGACUAUUAUGUUUGCAACCGAUGCUGUCGCCUCCAUCCUCGGGGUUCCUGCCGACCAAGUCCAGCAUAAAAGCUUCUACGAAUGCAUUCGAGAGACCUGCUUGGAUGAUGCACUCAAGUGCAUUGAGAGUGCAAAAGCCAAUGAUUCCAUUGCUUACUUGCGAUUCUGGUCCCGAGAUCCACGACGACCCGAAGACUUCGAGGAAGAAGAGAGCAAUGUCGAUGAAGAGUCGACAAUUGAUGGAGUUAAUGGGCGAAAUGAAAGCGAGGGGCCUCGUCACCUUAGAAACGGCACCACCAACAGCCCGUACCCAGACCAGAAUGGAUCUGGAAGCGGCUUGAUGGCUCCGAACCAGCAACGACGUGCCGAGAGCCGCCGCUCCAGCGAUUCUGAGGGAGGUGGUGUUAAGCUCGAUGGUGCCAUGGAUCUCGAUUCGAACUCCAACGCCCACCGGGGCUCAGCAGGUCCCUCCAUCAAGGUAGAACCCGAUGUGGACAUGCAGGAUGGCAUUACUUCCAACGAAAUAUCAGGUGAAUCCCGCACUACGAGCUCCAAUGCUCUGGGCUCUAGCUCACGAGCUACUCGUUAUCAGACUCCUCUCACACCACAGUCGCCGCCACCACCUGAGGACAACGCACCCCAAGCACGCAGAUCGCGUAGCCGCCCAGCACGACAGUUGGCACCUUCUAUCGAGUUGGAAGCGGUCGUCUCAUGUACCUCUGACGGUCUUGUCGUCAUCCUCCGCCGAGCAAGACCUCAGAUUCCCAGUGUUGAGCCUCCCCAAAUUCCUUCUACCUUCGACCACGGUGUUUUCGCUGCUCCUUGGGCGCAACAACCUGUGUAUCCCCGGUAUCCUCACGAGGCUGUUCACAAUUUCCAAGCUCCAUAUGCCCCACACCAUAUGCCAUUGCGAAGCGGUAUCCAAGCUGCCGGUGGGCCGCCUAUGGAUCAGCUCAUGCAAUCCAUUAGAGAUGUUGCUGUAUUUGCUUGGGCCCUUGUGGGUAUCAACGGAAACAUAGCAUCUUAUGGUCAUGGCCAGCCGUCAGGAGAGGCUCAACCUCCCGACGGUCUUCCCAUAUGGGACCCUGAAGCAGGAGACGCCUCAUACGAAGGGCCUUAUAACCAGGCUGCUCAGCGAUGGGCUCAAGAGGCCCAACGACAGCAGCCAUCGCUCCAUCAGCAGGACUCGGUGUCAACUGAGUUUUCGAUGGAGGGAACAGCAGACUACAGUACGGCUGGUCUGGGAUAUCAGAACCAUGCAACCAAUGGCCAUGGUAAUCCAUGGUAUUCACAACCAUCAGCUCAUCAGCGCAACCAAGAAGCAUUUGCCCAGAACAACCGUCAACACCAUCAGGAUCCUUCCAACAUGACGGCUUCUUCAGUGAACCAACAUCCAAGCCAGUGGAGCGAUGGACAGCAUUGGCUUGGAAACCCUCAAGUUCCCACCACGUCAGCCGAGGAUCACCAUAAUCCUACAAACGGAUGGCAUUAAGUGCCGUUCGAGGCAGGACCUAUUCGAAAGUAUUCUGGAGACGUAUAUCAUUGAUCAUGAAAUAUUGAACAAAGGCAAUGAGAGGGGAAGGGGUUGAAUGGUGUGUUUGUUCAUGAGCUUUGACUUUGCCUGUAACUCAAAGAGCUCAGUGGCUGUAGGCUUGUUUCUGUUUGGUCUUAACCUUGAAGAAGCUCUGAGUCGCACUGAUGUUGUAGUGAGGAGAAAUGAGAUGGCGUAGCUGGAUUCGUCAGACAAUAUGAAUUAGGAAAAACUUGGAAGGUGGUUAAUAUAUUUUGAUUUCCCUUGCUCCUCAAACAAAUGAUUCCAUU
Molecule: messenger RNA, 4049 nt
Organism: Fusarium odoratissimum NRRL 54006
Lineage: Eukaryota; Fungi; Ascomycota; Sordariomycetes; Hypocreales; Nectriaceae
Exons: 2
Coding region: 2137-3720 (527 amino acids)
Molecular function (GO): protein binding
Source: RefSeq, a predicted model, not a curated record